GUGAAAGGCAGCUACGGCAAGCGAACGCGGUCAGAAACAGCGGCGCUGAGUAAACACCAGCAGGAGUUCAUCAUAACUGAACUGUGUCUGAGCAAAUAGUACGACAAUUGACCCAUCAAUUUUGUUUCAUAGCUGUGUAAUGAGAUUUCAGGGAGGACAUCUGAGAUUAUGGGGCUGGCUCCUGCUCUGGUCCAGCUGCAUUUUGUCUGUUUGGGCGCAUGGUGGACAACAUGGAGAACCAGCUGGAUCAAACCAAGUGCACCCACCAAUCACCCGACUGGACAGGAACAUGGUUCAGGAUAAAGAUCACAUCAUGGAGCACUUAGAAGGAGUGAUUGAAAAACCAGAGUCUGACAUGUCACCUCAUGAACUGCAGCUUCACUACUUUAAGAUGCACGACUAUGAUGGCAACAAUCUGCUGGACGGACUUGAGCUAGCUACUGCCAUUACACAUGUGCAUAAGGAGGAAAGAGGAGAUGAUGGCCAGCCAAUGAAGGAAGAGGAUCUCAUCAACCUUAUUGAUGAUGUCCUCAGGGAUGAUGACAAAAACAAUGAUGGCUACAUUGACUAUGCAGAGUUCGCAAGGUCUUUGGAAUAAAUGAAGAAGGAAUGCACUGCCACACUGUGAAUGCAGAAUACCUCUGAUGUACAGAUCCACCUCGCAUCCAUCCGUGUGUGUGACAUUUCACAGGAGCAGUAUAUUCAUGUUCCGUUAAUGACCAGUAUAAAAUGUGUAGAAUUAAAUGGUGAGGGUCAUUUGGCAUGAGAUGUGUGGGUUUUAGCAAUCAGUACAAUAUUUAUAGUGUUGCACCCACCCAUCUGUACAUCUCUUGUUAGAAUGUGAUGCAUAAACUGCCAAAUUAAUCCACUGUAAACAACCGUAUAUGAUGUUGUUACUUUUGUUACUGAAUAAAUUCUUUUUGCAGUGAAGGCAAAUGGCUAUAAAAAAGCGGGAGAUGAUUGACAGCUUGCUUUUUCUGAAAAUCAGUUUUACUGGGAUUAGAAAAUUGACUUCAAUUUAAAAUAAAAUGGGAUUUUUGUCAAAGGUUUAAACCCACGUCACUUUCAAAAGAGCUGUUAAACAGGAAGAUAUCAUUCACUUUCAGUGUAUGGAAAAAGAAACAGCAUCAACACUGUUUAAAACUUCCCUUGUUUUGAGUAGAAAAUGGGAUUUAACAAACGUGAUGAUAGAAUAAGAUGCUUGAUAAGAGCACUGCACAUGGGCAGUUUAUAAGAUCUACCAGUUUUAAAAAUAACUGCCCAGUGCCUGUUUUUACUGUCAGUCCAAAGCACAUUAAAAAAUGUU
Molecule: messenger RNA, 1306 nt
Organism: Triplophysa dalaica
Lineage: Eukaryota; Metazoa; Chordata; Actinopteri; Cypriniformes; Nemacheilidae
Gene: mcfd2
Product: multiple coagulation factor deficiency 2, ER cargo receptor complex subunit
Exons: 4
Coding region: 140-598 (152 amino acids)
Molecular function (GO): calcium ion binding
Source: RefSeq, a predicted model, not a curated record